Podarcis lilfordi (Lilford's wall lizard) is the source of this 5892-nucleotide messenger RNA. The record is from the annotation of a GenBank genome assembly. Lineage: Eukaryota; Metazoa; Chordata; Lepidosauria; Squamata; Lacertidae.
GGGCUAGGCUGGGUUCUGUUUCAACUGCUUGCAACAGAAAGCGCAGCUGCCGGGCAACCUGAUGGGGCAUAGCUGGAUAGGUUAGGGGGCUUUUGCUUUGCAAGAGAGGGCGGAGGGGGGGGGGUGAUCUUUCAGAGGAAAAGCGGACCGACGUGGGAGCAGGAGAUCCACUGGGGGAUCUGGUAUCUGGGAGAACAGGAGGAGGCUGGACUGCAAUGGGGUGUAUCUGAAAGUGAAAGCCCAUCUGCACUGAAAGGUUAUAUUUAGGGGGACGGGAGAUUAUUUUUUCGGGGUGGGGAAGGGCGAAGGACGUGGAGAGGACACAGCCUCGCUCAGGGGACGGGCCUUGAGGGUGCCUCCUGUGAAAUGGGCCUAUUUGGCUGCUGCAGGGGUUGGUGGCUGCAGUAGGAUCAGCCCUUGAGAGGUCAGCCUUUCCUGGCCUCAAGCUGGGGCCGUCCAGGUAAGGGGAGGGUUGGCAGCUGGGGAAUGGCCUCUCCGUCCAAACAGGGGUCUCCCGGCGGGGCAGGGCUGCUGCAAGGGAGCAGGACCCGAUCCUACGGCAGCCUGGUCAAGACGGUCAGCUCGCCGGCGCGAGAGAGGCGGCUGGAGCAUCGGCUGGAGCCUGCGGACACCCUCCAGGGGUUGGCGGUCAAGUAUGGGGUCACGGUGAGUCUGCUUAGAAAGGAGAGGGGGUCAUGAUCCUUACACGUACGCUCAGAAAUGGCUUUUACAGUGUUGUUGUUACCGUUCAUAUGUAAAGCCCUUAACGGUUUGGGACCAGAAUUUUACCUGCGAUCGCCUUAUCCCAUAUGCACCGACUCUGCCCCAUUUUGCAUUUGUAAGAGCUCAGUCUUUGGAACUCCCUGCCACUUGAUAUUGGGCAGGCGCCUUCGCAGUGCUCUUUUCAGUGCCUGCAAAACAACCAUUUUUGUUUAGACUGGCCUACCCAGAUGCUUCGAAAGGUGACGUGUGUUUUUAAUCUUUUUAGUCUACUGCUAGUUUAACUUUUCGAAUGUCUUAAAUUAUUAUUGCUAAUUUUUCUUAGCAACAAUUUCCUUUCCCCCCUUUUUUUUUGCAAACCACUUUGAGGGGUUUUGGGGGGGGGGCAGGCAAGCAGUAUAUAAAUUUUAUGAAAUGAAUAAAAUAUUAAGCUAUUACAUGUACAUAUGUACACAUUAUACUUACAGAUGAGCAACUCUGAGUAAGCAUGCAUAGGACAUCGCUGCAUAGCACCACUGGCUUUUAGCAGCCCCAUUUUUAAUGUGCAUAUAUAUGCUUGUUGGUAUAAUAUAGCUGGAAGGGAAAAUUCCACCACGUGCAUUUUAUGCAUUUACCCAGAACUUUGAAUGAUGGAAGAAGCAUACAGCUGGUGGAAAUAUUCUUUCUGAUACAACUUCUGUGGGACAAGAGACAUGUAUCUUGAUGCAUUACCUGCUUAUUUAUGUACCAUCAGUAACUAUAAGACCUCCUGUGUUAAGCACAACUGUCUUUGGACAAAUCCAGCUGAUAAAUCAUUUUAACAGCAUAUAUAUAUAUAUAUAUAUAUAUAUACACACAUAUAUAGAUUACCUCAAGAUUGACUCUAAAAUGAAGAGGAGAACCGUCUCCUCCAGAAACCCCUGGAGCUGAGAUGCCAGUUCCUUGCUCCGAAAUGAGAUAUUGGAAUCUGGCUGAUAAAUAUCCAAUACUGUUGAGAUUCAGGAAGGGCCUUUUGUUGUUGUUGUUGUUUAGUCGUUUAGUCAUGUCCGCCUCUUCGUGACCCCCUGGACCAGAGCACACCAGGCACUCCUGUCUUCCACUGCCUCCCGCAGUUUGGUCAAACUCAUGUUGGUAGCUUCGAGAACACUGUCCCACCAUCUGGUCCUCUGCCGUCCCCUUCUCCUUGUGCCCUCCAUCUCUCCCAACAUCCGGGUCUUUUCCAGAGAGUCUUCUCUUCUCAUGAGGUGGCCAAAGUCUUGGAGCCUCAGCUUCAGGAUCUGUCCUUCCAGUGAGCACUCAGGGCUGAUUUCCUUCAGAAUGGAGAGGUUUGAUCUUCUUGCAGUCCAUGGGACUCUCAAGAGUCUCCUCCAGCACCAGAAUUCAAAAGCAUCAAUUCUUCUGUGAUCAGCCUUCUUUAUGGUCCAGCUCUCACUUCCAUACAUCACGACUGGGAAAACCAUAGCUUUGACAAUACGGGCCUUUGUUGGCAAGGUGUUGUCUCUGCUUUUUAAGAUGCUGUCUAGGUUUGUCAUUGCUUUUCUCCCAAGAAGCAGGCGUCUUUUAAUUUUGUGGCUGCUGUCACCAUCUGCAGUGAUCAUGGAGCCCAAGAAAGUAAAAUCUCCCGCUGGUCUUUUAGCUGCCUCCUUUAGGUGUGCUAGAAUCCUUCCUUGUUGCAAUAAGUCACUGACCACUCCCUUCACCCCCUCUGUUCGCCCUUCAGAUGAGCCAGGAAAGGCAAGUUGCACAUGGUCUAACAGAGCAGAUGUGAGGAACCUGUGGCCUUGCUGCCUAAGUUGGAAGCUGUAUGCUGGGGAUUGCAGGUGGACUCAGGUGAUGCUCCGAGCAUCUGGGUGGCCACCGUGAGGACAGGAUGCUGUCAGGCGUCGGGAAAUCUGAUCCCUCCCACAGUGGGUAGCCAGUAAGCAGAUAACAAGAAGAGUUCCUAAAGGUAAAGGGACCCCUGACCAUUAGGUCCAGUUGUGGCCGACUCGGGUUGCGAUGCUCAUCUCGCUUUACUGGCUGAAAGAGCUGGGGUACAGCUUCUGGGUCAUGUGGCCAGCAGGACUAAGCCGCUUCUAGCGAACCAGAGCAGCGCAUGGAAACACCGUUUACCUUCCUGCCGGAGAGGUACCUAUUUAUCUACUUGCACUUUGAUGUGCUUUUGAACUGCUAGGUUGGCAGGAGCAGGGAGCGAGCAACGGGAGCUCACCCCGUCGCGGGGAUUCAAACCGCCGACUGGCAAGCCCUAGGCUCUGUGGUUUAACCCACAGCACCACCCGCGUCCCUGAAGAGUUCUUACCAAGUCCUUUAAUCUAUAUUCACAGAGAGAGGCUUUGAUAAGUGUCCCUCCAUUCCAGUAGUGGCAUUGCUCUGAGUAAAGUCCCACCUUGGAUCAAAUCUAUGCUUCUAGGUGCCAUAAGAAAGCUGCAGAGAUAGCGCAGGAUAGUGCACACCCCGGAAAUGAUCUCUUUCAGCUUCUGCCUUCUGGAAGAAGGUACAGGGUUAUAAAGACUAGGACUAGCCGCCUGAGAAACAGUUUCUAUCCAAAUGCGAUUUUGGUUUUAAAUGCAGUGUAAGGUAGUCUCUUGGGACGCGGGUGGCGCUGUGGUCUAAACCAUAGAGCCUAGGGCUUGUUGAUCGGAAGGUCGGCGGUUCGAAUCCCCGUGAUGGUGUGAGCUCCCGUUGCUCAGUCCCUGCUCCUGCCAGUCUAGGAGUUCAAAAGCACGUCAAAGUGCAAGUAGAUAAAUAGGUACCACUCCGGCGGGAAGGUAAACUGCAUUUCCGUGUGCUGCUCUGGUUCGCCAGAAGCAGCUUAGUCAUGCUGGCCACAUGACCCGGAAGCUUUACGCCGGCUCCCUCGGCCAAUAAAGCGAGAUGAGUGCCGCAAUCCCAGAGUCAGCCACGACUGGACCUAAUGGUCAGGGGUCCCUUUCCCUUUAAGGUAGUCUUUGUGGGAGUACAGUCAUACCUCGGGUUAAAGAUGCUUCAGGUUGAGCGUUUUCAGGUUACGCUCCACAGCGACCCGGAAGUAAUGGAAUACGUUACUUCCAGGUUUCGCUGCCCGCACAUGCGCAGACGCUCAAAAUGAUGUCACACGCCUGCGUGGAAGCGGCGAAUCGUGACCCGCGCAUGCGCAGAUGCACAGACCUGGGUUGCGUUCGCUUCAGGAUGUGAACGGGGCUCCGCAACGUUGUGGCGUAUCCCAGCUUGAUCAAGCACUUGGCACUGCAAAAUUUUAACAACGCUAUACUCAGGUGCUCCAGCAAAAAGACAAGGCUCUUGCUCUGCCCAAAUUAUGCCAAAGUGAGCUCUCCCACUCAAUUUCUGCUGUUUUACAUGUUUCCACAUCCAUGAGGUCUAGCAGCUUGCUUUGUUAAAUAGCCUUUUAUUUAGCAGCUCUCCCCUUUCCAUUCCAGACAGAGCAAAUCAAGAGAGCAAACCGGCUGUACACCAGCGACUCCAUCUUCCUCAAAAAGACUCUCUACAUCCCUGUACCGGUAGAACCGAAGGCGCUGUUGUCCAACGGGUUAGAUCUCGAGGAAGAUGAGGAGGAGAAGGUGGAAGAAGGGGAGACGGGGGCCUUUCAGCCUGAGGCCCCCAAGAAGCAGAAGCAUCCGCGGAAGAACGGGGCGUCAGGGGCCUCUGCCCCCAAGCACGACCUCUCUGCCGCGGACUUCCUGUUCAAGCUGGACUCUGAGAUCCGCCGAUCCAAGCAGGCCGCCACAAAGAAGCUGCGGGAAGGGGGGAGCUCGUGAGUGACCCUGCUUUUUCCCUUUUCCGUGGGUCCCAAGGGUCCUUCCUCCUCUGCUUCCCCCUGCCCCCCCAGAUUGGGCUGUGUUGCUCUUCAAGCACGAUGCAACAGGAGCAUUGUAUUUAGGUUGCUCGGAGCAAGUGAGUUAAGCUGCGUUGUGGGAAAAGGGCAGACAGAGGGUUGCGGCGCUCAUCUCGCUUUAUUGGCCGAGGGAGCCGGUGUACAGCUUCUGGGUCAUGUGGCCAGCAGGAAUAAGCCGCUUCUGGCAAACCAGAACAGCGCACGGAAACGCCGUUUACCUUCCCGCCAGAGCGGUACCUAUUUAUCUACUUGCACUUGGACGUGCUUUUGAACUGCUAGGUUGGCAGGAGCAGGGACCGAGCAAUGGGAGCUCACCCCGUCGCGGGGAUUCGAACCGCCGACUUUCUGAUCGGCAAGUCUUGGGCUCUGUGGUUUAACCCAGAGCACCACCCGCAUCCACAAGGGGCACAACUGCAAAUCCUUGUCAACAGCAGCUGUAGCAGAACACACACCUCUCUCUCUCUCUCUCUCUCUCUCUCUCUCUCUCUCUCUCUCUCAUAUUUCCCUUUCCCACACUUCAGGGUUUCUGGGAGCGAGCCAGGAUCUCCCCACUCCACGGCCGCCUCCUCUCCCUCCUCCUACCAGAACGAGGCUUCUUCCCGCGCUGUCCUGGGCCCCGUGCCCCUCACCAAAAUUGCCCGUGCCGACACCCUCCGCGACCAAGAGGACGAAAUCUUCAAGCUCUGAGCAGCGCCACUUCCCUCCUUCCGCUGUCCGUGGGGCUCCGGCGACCGCAAGAGACCCUCCCCGUCCCUUUGCCCCCCCACCCCACCGGACCCACCGGUAAGGGGACUCUACCGCUGCAAACAGCCAAGGAGCCGGGAAUUGUUUUUGGAGGACGGACGACCCCCGUAGACGGGCGCUUCGGAAGGGGCCUCCGCGGCGUCAGUAUCAUCGACGACCCAUUUCUGCCUCCUGGAUUUUGAACAGACUCUUUGUGCGUCUUUGUCUCUGUGUACCUUCGUUUCCUCCCUCCUCCUCCUCCAUCAUAUUUAUCACCUGAAGUGCUUUCUCGCCCGUCCUCAAAGUCCGAGGAUAUCCUUCCCUUAAUGCCCCCCCCCGUGGUAUAUAUGGUGCGGCUGGCUGAACGGAAGCGAAGGGGGUGCUGUUGUGCUGUGGGAAACCUCUCCCUUGUUUUCUGAUGGUCAGUUUUGGGCUGGGGUGGCCGCCAUGGGAUCGCCGUUGGGCGAGGGCUUGUUGGGUCCGUGCUCGACUUAACGGUGGGAUCCCUGAGCCGUUUCAGCCCACCCUCUUCCACCUCCGAGGCUCCAUCUCCUCACCCCGCAGACUUCCGGUCCUCUUGUUGUACUGCCUCCCCUGUGAUUAAAACAGCUGGCAGUUUUUGCUGACUUCCAAGUUUG